AUGGGCGCCCCAGCGGGGGCCAAGUGGACAGAGAGCGAGAUCGAGAUGCUGCGGGCGGCCGUGACGCGCUUCGGCGACGACCUCAACCGGCUCAGUGCCGUCAUCAAGGAGCGCACGGUGGCCCAAAUCAAGGCUACAGCCAAGCGCAAAGCCUACGAGGACAGCGGGGUGCCGCUGCCAGCUGACUCCCCCAAAAAGGGGCCCAAGAAGGGGGGGCACAGUGGGGUGCCCCCUGCCCCUGACGCCCCCCCUGCCAAGAAGCAGAAGGCCUCAGACGUGACGCUGAGCGCCCUGAACGAUGCGGACGCCAGCAGCGACCUGGUUGACAUCGAGGGACUCGAUCCUCCCUACAGCCUGACCUUGGACCCUGGGCUGCUCAUGACCUCCGGUGACCUGCCCCUGCUGUCGCGCUGACCCUGGCCAGCCAGACCACCGGACACCACCCUGAGCGUGAGGGGGCAGGACACUGGGGGUGUCCAUCCCAACCCCCCCAGCCCCGUCACUUGUUUUGAGGGCACGGGGCUUGGGGCGGAGUGUGACGGUGAAUAAAGGGCCUUCCCCUCUAUU
Alligator sinensis (Chinese alligator) is the source of this 567-nucleotide messenger RNA. RefSeq names its product chromosome unknown C17orf49 homolog (gene BACC1). The transcript is spliced from 8 exons. The record is from RefSeq and is a predicted model, not a curated record. The coding region runs from base 1 to 414 and encodes 137 amino acids. Lineage: Eukaryota; Metazoa; Chordata; Crocodylia; Alligatoridae. Gene Ontology annotation, cellular component: NURF complex; MLL1 complex.